AUGAAAAAUGUUCUUAUGCAAAAAAGGGACUAUAAAUUCUUAUAAAUAAUAGGAUAAGGUUCAUUUGCAAAAGUUUAUUUAGCUGAGAAUAGCUAAAAACAAUAAUUUGCUAUAAAAGUAAUUUCAAUAGAUUUCGAUGGUUCUCAAUCAUAAAAAUAACUUUAAUAUUUUGAAUAAGAAAUCUAAAUUUAUAAAAAUAUUUAGAACGAUAAUGUAGUAUCUUUAAUAGAAGAGUUUAGAGAAAGUGAUGAAAUAUAUUGUGUCUUUGAAUAUUGUAGUAAUGGAGAUUUAAAUAAUUUCCUUAAAAAUAGUAUUUUAGAUGAAGAUGAAAUCAAAUCUAUAUUUAUAGAAAUAUUAAAAGGAAUGAAAUACAUUUAUUAAAAAGGAAUAGUACACAGAGAUUUAAAAAUUGAUAAUAUUUUGAUUGAUGAAAAUAAAGUUGUAAAAAUAGCUGAUUUUGGAUUUGCCAAGUAUUACAGUAAAAAUGAUAUCUUAACAUCAUAUUGUGGUACACCAGCAACAAUGGCUCCAGAAAUUUUAAAGUAAUUAAAUUACAAAUAUAAAGUUAAGAAUAAUAUGAUUAUAAAUGUGAUAUAUGGUCUUUAGGUGUUAUACUUUAUUAUAUGAUAUAUCGUAAAUACCAUUUUAGUAAUAAGGUAAGGAGUUUAAUAGAUUUAGCAAAAGAAUUAAAAAAUUUUUAAGUAUUUUAUUCUCAUAGAAUUAGCUUAAAUUUGAUGAAAAUAAAUUCAAAUUAUCAGAUAUUGGAAAAGAUUUUUUAAGUAAAAUGUUGGAUACAAAUAAAACAACUAGAAUUGACUAUGAAAAUUUAUUUGCUCAUCCUUGGUUAUAAGGAGCUCUUAUAGAUUAAGAUAAUAUGAAAAUUUCAAAGAUUAUUAUAAAUAAAUAGUUUGUAAAUUAGGAAUCAAGAUUAAUAGGAGGAAUUGUAAGAAAAUUUAAAGAUUUAAAAACAUAAUUCUUAACAAAACUUAACCAAUUAUAAAUAUUAUGUAAUGAUUAGAUUGCUAAAUAAUAAUUAGUCAAAUUACAUAAAUUAAUAGAUAUUGAAAAAUAACAUGUACUAUAUUAUUUAUUAAUAAUAGUUUAAUUUUUAAUGUUCAAGCAUAAUACAAAAAUAAAAUGUUCCUAUUAUUGAUUAUAAAGUUGAAUCUUAUAAAACUUUAGAGGUAAUAUACAAAUAAAUUUAAUUUAAUAAUUUAGAUAUGGUUAUAAUAGAAUCUUAACUUAUAGAUUUUUUAAAUUAAUAUCCUCUUUCAAAUAGCAUAACAAUCAUAUUAAAAGGAUAGUAUACUUAUGAAGAACUUGAAAAUGUUUAAUAAAACAUAAGAGAAGUUGAUAUGGAUUUGAAUUUUUAGGAAUUAAAUCAUUUAUUUAUAUUAGAAACAGAAUAAUUAAAUUUCUAAUUAAAAAAUCGUGUUGAGAUGUGUCAUUUAGGACGUCAACUUAAACUUGAAGGAAUGUAAAUCUAAUAAUUCCAUUAAAAUCAUAUAAAUAAACCCUUAAUUGAUUUAUAAUUAUGA
This is a messenger RNA of Paramecium pentaurelia, 1538 nucleotides long. The record is from the annotation of a GenBank genome assembly. Lineage: Eukaryota; Ciliophora; Oligohymenophorea; Peniculida; Parameciidae.